AUGGACAAUAUUACGCCAGACCAAUGGCAGGCGAUUGUGAACAAAAAGCUUAAUUUCCCCCCGGAGCUGAUAGCAGCCAUUCAGGAAGACAACGCAAUUCUGGUGGGCAGCCUGCUGUCCACAGGGGACGGCAUCAUCCGCCAGCUGGAUGAGUCUGAGGACCGUCUGUGGAGAGAAGCCCUGAACCUGUCCAUCCGCAUGGGCAAUGAGGACACUUUCUCCGCUCUGAUGCUGGGCGUCAAGUUUGACUUCAGGCAGAUCUACGAGGCGCUGCUGGUGGCGGUGGACACCAACCAGCCCCGGGUGGUCAAGAGGCUCCUGGACCGCCUGGACCAGGAAAAGGGCAACAAGAUGGAUGUGCGCUCAUUCUCCAUGGCCAUAUUUGACCACUCCAUUGAUGACUCCCAGUUUGCACCCGGAGUGACCCCGCUGACCCUGGCCUGUCAGAAGGACCUGUAUGACAUUGUCACCAUGUUGACUAAGAAGGGUCAUGCCAUCCCUCUGCCUCACUCUAUCUCCUGUACCUGUCUGGAGUGCCGGAACGGCCGUCAGUAUGACCUGCUGAAGUUCUCUCUGUCUCGUAUCAACACCUACCGGGGCAUGGCCAGCCGGGCAUACCUCUCCAUCACUACAGAGGAUGCCAUGCUCAGUGCCUUCAGACUCAGCCGGGAGCUACGCAAGCUCUCCAAGAAAGAACCUGAAUUUAAGCCCCAGUACCUGGCCCUGGAAGAGCUGUGUCAGGAGUUCGCAGUGGAGAUGCUGGCCAUGUGUCGCAACCAGAGUGAGGUCACAACGGUCCUGAACAUCUGUGAUGACGAUAAUGAAGAUGAACUGGACGAGCAGACCUUUGAGGAGGGGAUUCCAACCCUGUCACGCCUACGCCUUGCAGUCAAUUACAAUCAAAAACUGUUUGUGAGUCAUCCCAUCUGCCAGCAAGUGCUGUCGUCCAUUUGGUGUGGAAACAUCCCAGGGUGGCGGGGCAGCAAGACGGUCUGGAAGCUCACGGUGUCUCUUGGGAUCUUCUUCACCAUGCCUCUCCUCUGUAUGAUCUACUGGGUCGCUCCCAAGUCCAAGAUUGGAAAGACUUUGAAGAUACCUGUGAUCAAAUUCCUGCUGCACUCUGCCUCCUACCUGUGGUUCAUCAUCGCCCUUCUAGCUGAGUCUAUUUUCAUGGAGCUGUACCGCGAUGAGUUCGCAUCCCGGCAGCAAAACAUCCUCUACAACUCCCUCCAUAUGAUCUGGGUGGUCGGUUUCUUCUGGAGUGAGUGUAAGAAUGUGUGGGCGGAGGGUCUGAGGGGUUACAUCGUGGACUGGUCCAACAUUCUGGACAUGAUAGUACUCAGCAUGUACUUGGCUUCCUUCAGUCUGAGAGUCCUCAUCAUGGCAAUUGGUCAUUUUGUUUGCCAAGACCAAAACUUGGUUGAGAAGUGUGCCUACUUCACCCAAACAGUGCGGGAUGAAUGGUGGCAGGAGGACCCUCAGCUGAUCUCAGAGAUUCUGUUCGCUGUGACCAGCAUGCUCAGCUUCACCCGACUGGCCUACAUCCUGCCUGCCCAUGAGUCUCUGGGUACUCUACAGAUCUCCAUUGGUAUAAUGAUAGAUGACAUGAUGAGGUUCAUGUUUCUCUUGAUGAUCAUUGGAACAGCUUUUCUCUGUGGACUGAAUAAUAUCUACGUGCCCUACGCAGCUUCUCCACAUCUUGGACGCUUCAAUGAAACCUUCAGCUUUCUCUUCUGGACCAUGUUUGGUGCAUCUAAUCAAGGCUAUGUGGACAUGCCAGAUUUUGUCCUGGCUCAGUUUGUGGGCAGGGUCCUGUAUGGGGUCUUCACUCUCGUCAUUGUCAUUAUCCUGCUCAAUAUGCUUAUCGCCAUGAUCACUAAUUCAUUCCAGAAGAUAGAGGAUGAUGCUGAUGUUGAAUGGAAGUUUGCUCGUUCAAAGCUCUACUUGAGUUACUUCAGAGAGGGCUCCACUAUACCUGUACCCUUCAACCUCGUCCCCUCUCCAAAGGCCUUGUUCUACUUACUGAGGGGCUUUUUCUGUUGCUGCAACCGAAAGAAAAUUCCAGACUAUCCUCCUAUUGCCUCUAUGUCCAACAGUACAAUGAACAACAGUGGAGAGGCAGGGAUGGACCGAGUGUCAUAUCGCCUGCAGGUGGUCAAGGCGCUGGUACAGCGCUACAUAGAAGCAGCCCGCAGGGAGUUUGGAGAGGCGACACGUAAAGAUGUGGGGAACAGGAUCACAGAGCUGAACAAGGGGGUGGGGAGACUUCACUCUGAUAUGAAGACGUUCUAUCAGAACCUGCAGAACAGCAAGUCCUUCGGCUCAAAGGGCGAUGGAGGCAACUUCCUGGGCAAGUACAUAAAAGGAGCAAAGAACAACUUUAAGAACUUUGAUAAAAAUGAGGCAAUGGGGAAUAGCCCAGACGUGUACGAGUCAAUCUGCACCUCGUAGGGGUGGUGGAGGAGGGGAAGAAAGAGGAGGGGAAAACAGAAAUGAUCCCAGGAGGUGUUUACAGAGAAAAACACCCCCACAAACAACAGUGAGAGCUCCCCAGACAUCAGCCCUGAGUCCCAUAGUGGGCAGGAGUUCCUGGAGAGAGAAACAGAGAGUACCUGCACACAGGGAACAGUGGAAGAAAACACUAGCAUCAUAUAGUGAUGUAAUCCCUGCCUGAUAGCUUUCUGUAAAUAUUCACAACAGCUAUGCUUGCUUAUUAUGUAAGU
Oncorhynchus mykiss (rainbow trout) is the source of this 2723-nucleotide messenger RNA. NCBI's taxonomy places the organism in Eukaryota, Metazoa, Chordata, Actinopteri, Salmoniformes, Salmonidae. The record is from RefSeq and is a predicted model, not a curated record.